AUGAAAACGUUUGCUCUUUUAUAUAAAUUGAAUGUAAAAGAAGACAACAAUGAAAACGAAACAUUGUUUUUCUCCUUGUAUAUUCAUAAUGAUUAUAUUUAUGUAGGGUCAACUAAUGGAAGAAUAUUCAUUUUUAAAAAGAAGGGAAAAGUUUUCUUUGAUCAAGUUAAAUUUGUAAAUGUAAUUAAGUUUGCCACAGAUGAUGUUAUAACUAAGAUAUGUGUUGUUGAAAAUUUGUGUUGGUUAAUUUGCGGUACUGAAAAUGGUUCUAUAUUUGUUAUAAAUAAUAAGGAAUAUCUAAAAAAAAAAAAAAAAAAAAUAGAUGUACUAGUAGAAGAAGGUUUUAAGUUACCAAAUGAAUAUCAUUAUAAUUCCAUAACAUGUAUUAAAUAUUUAAUAAAAAAAAAUGGUAACCAUAUUUACAUUUUUAUUGGAGAUAUAGAUGGAGUAUUAUCAUACAUACUAUUAAAAAAAAAACUUACAAAGAAUAAACAAAUAUACAAUAAACUACUUGUUGAUAAAAUAAAUGGACCUAUUAGUGAUAUAGAAAUAUGUUCACAUUUUAUCUUAGUUACAUGUGAAAAGAAUAAUAUUCUUAUAAAAUUGGAUGAUAUUUUAUUAUAUAACAAAAAAGAAGAAAUAUACUAUAAAUGUAUUGGUAAAAAGAAAGAAAAUAAAAAUUAUAAAUCUAUUUUUUUGAAAUGUAAAAGGAAUAUAAAAAGUCCUAUGAUUUUAAGCUUAAGAAAAAAUGGACGUAUAUGGAUUAGUAAAGAAGAUAAAGUAUUAAAUACUUUAGUAUUUUAUUAUUCUUUUUUUUAUUUUUUCUAUUUAUUUUUUUUUAAUAAAAAAUUAUAUGUGAAUAAUUACAUCUAUGAAUAUUAUAAAAAUUAUUUUUUAAGCAAUUCAUAUUUUGUUCAGUUGUUAGAUAAUAUUAUAAAUCAGUUCUCCAAUUUUACGUUUCCUUCCAAACCUAACUUAAAUGUGUUUUAUAAAAUUAAUAAGAAAUAUUUUGUCUUAUUCGAGCAAUUUGUUACUUAUCCUUUUUUUAAGAAGAUAAAUGAAGGAACAGAUAAUUUAACAGACCCAACGAGAGAUGACAGGAUUAAAAUAAAAGACAUGUUGACGAAGGAUAUAAAUAAUAUAAAGGCGUAUUUAAAAAAUAAGUUGAAUGAAGUAAUUAAUAAUAAUAAUAAUAAUAAUAAUAAUAAUAAUGAAGAAAUGGUUUUAUGCAUAAAUUAUAUCUACGAAUGGUUGAAUGAGGCUGAACAACUAUUGAAUAAUUUUCUUGGCAAAAAAUUGUUUCUUUUUAAUAUUAAGAGCAUACAAAUUCAGGAUAUCUUGGAUCUUAAUGUAUCCUUUUUAUCAAACAUUAAAAUAGAAAAUGUGGAUAAUAAGGAUAACAACAGAAUAAAUGAUAAUACAAGUAAUUAUACAAAGAAUAAUAUGAAUAAUCAUAUAUGCUAUAAUAAUCUAGGUGAUAAUAAUAAUGUGAUAAACUAUGAUAAAACUGAAGAUAAUAAUAAUAUAGAAGAAACAAAAAAUAAUGAGAUACAUUAUAAAAAUGUUAAUUCUAAAAAUAUUUUAUAUGAACGUUAUUUUAAGGAGGAUAAAAUUGUAGACUCAUUUAUAUUAAAAGAUAAAUUAUAUAUAUUAUAUUUUAAUAAAAAUUUGAGAGAUGAUAUUUAUGUUGCAUAUAAUAUGAACAAUGGUCAUAAUGUGUGUACAUCAUUUAGUGAUAUGAAUAGAUCUAGUGCAGAGAAGAAAAAUAAUAAAACUACUAUAUCAACAAAUAAACAAUUUAGUAAUUCAUCUAAUAUUAUAAACUGUAAUUAUAAGUUAUCACCAUUUUAUUUUUGCGAAAUACAUUUUGAAAAAAAUUGUGAACUAUUAAAAUAUUUAAGGUGUAAUAUAGAAAACUCAUUAAAUAUCGAAAGAAAUGAAUUUUAUUUUUUUUAUUUUUAUAUUCUUAUGUUCCAUAAUUAUAUUAAAGAAAAAAAGAAAGAAGAAAAUUAUGAAGAUAAUUUUUUUGACAUCAUAGAAAAUAAAAUGAAUAUAAUAAAUAUUCCAAUAAAUAUAAAAGAUAUUAUACAAGGAAAAUAUUCAAAUGAUAUGAACAAGAUGAAUGAUAUAGAAUUUAUAAAUAAUAAAAAUAAAUUGAAACAAUUUUUAGAUAUGACACCAAUGGAUAAUAUACUACGCAAAAAUAUAGAAACACUAAAAAUGAAUAUUAGAAAUUUACUACUUUAUUCUACAAAUGAAAUGUAUACUUGUUUAUUAACUGAUAAGAAUUAUAUUUUUUCAAAUUAUUUUUUUUAUCCUUCGUAUUAUCAUAAUGUCAGAGAAUUUCAAUAUUUACAUUACCAUAUAAAGAAAAUAAAAAAAUUAUAUAACAAGAUGAAAAUAAUAAUGACAAAGUAUAAAUUUAUAUAUCAUGAAAUUCUUACCUUUUUUGUUUUCUCAAAUGAUAAUGAAAACUGUGUUAUACCAGCCCAUUUUGAUAAAAUAAAAAAGAAUAAAAAGAACAUGCAAAAUGAACACACUAAUAGGAUCAUUUCAAAAUAUCUCAAUAUUAUACAAAAUGAUGAUCAAUUCUUAUACAAGGUAUUAUAUUAUUUUAAUUUAUUCAUAUAUCUAGAAAUUAAUAUAACAACAUAUAACAUGAGAAAUAAUACAUGCCUGACAAAUUUUCCAGUUUUAUAUAUGGAAAGGGAUCAUAUGGUUAAUGAUAAUAUAAGAGAGGUAAGAAAAGAGAACAAUUAUGUAAAGGAAGAAAUCAAUAAAGUAAUAAAAAAUGAACAAAUUAAUAUUCCUAGUGAUCUUCAAAAUUGUUUUCAAUAUAAUGAUAUGAUUAAUCUAACCAGUUCUAAUAAUACUAAACAUUUCAUUAAAUGUAAGGCGGGGGAUGUCAGAAAAUAUUUUAUAAAAACGGAUAAAAAAAAAUUACUAUUAAAAAAUAAAAAGAGUUGUAAUAAAUAUAAUAUUUUAUAUUUGUCUCCUUUUUAUUACUUACCAGAAAAAUUAUUAUUUUUCCAUAUCAACAAAUUUGUAAAUACUAAUCGUGUACAUAUAAAUAAUUAUUUAUGUACUCUCCAAAUUUUAUUAUAUAUUUUUAAAAUGAAUGAGAAUAAAUCUGUAUUUAUGAAAGGAUUUAAAAAAUUUCAAAGUUUUAAAAAUAAAUAUACGUACAACCAUGAGCACUAUAAAAUAUUAUAUAAUAAAAAAAAUAUUUAUGAUUUAUAUGAUGAGAACAAAAAGAAAUAUAUAUUUUUAGAAAAUUAUGAAUAUCAAAAUAUUAAUAAAUCCAUAGGAAAUAAUGAUAUUAAUAAUGUAAUAGAUCUAAAUAUGUCAUGUUAUAAUAAAUAUAUAUACAAUAAGACAGAUUUUUUAAAUUUUAUAUAUAUAUAUGAUAACAUUAGAAAUAUAUAUAAUAAUAAUAAAUAUUAUGACAAUAUUAAAAAAAAUAAUAAUCUUUCAAUUGUUGAUUUCUUAAACUGUUCAAAAAACGUUUAUUAUUAUCAUCAAGUUAUAGACGAUGUAUAUGUUGUAAAUAUAAAUAAUUACAAACAACAAAUAUAUGAAUCAUUCUUAUUAUAUCAGUAUUUGUUAGAUAGAUGUUCCUUUUAUAAUAAUCUAUCAUCAUAUCCUUCAAGUGAUAUAAGGUUUAAUCAAUCAAAUUAUUUUAUGAAAUCACUAAUAUUUAUUAAAGAAAAUAAUAUGAAGAAAAUAAAUACUAGUAUUUAUAUAAAAGAACCACAUUUUAAUGAAGUUAAUAUAAUAUCUAUGGAAGAUGUAAAAUAUUAUGAAAAAUUAAAUAAACAAAUAAUAAAUAAUAAUAUAUUAUUAUUAGAUAUUUUUUUAAGUACCUACAACAAUAUAUCUAACAAUUCAAAAAUGGAAUUAAAAAAUGUUAUAAAAAAAUUUUCUACAUUUAAUACAUUAGGUGAAUAUAUAAAUUAUAUACAACAAAAUGAAAAUUUAACAGAUGAUAAUAUGUAUAAUUUUGAAAAAGAAGGAAAAAAAAAAAACAAUUUGUUCUUAUAUAUUUAUAAAAAUGAACAUAAUAAAAAUCAAAAUGAUCAAUCCAAUUUUUAUUAUUCAUCUAUGUUAUAUGAUAAUACCUUUUAUUAUAAACCUAAGGAUUCUAUAAAUUUGAUUGAUUUGAUAUCUUAUAAUAAUAGUAUGGAUAAUAAUAUUUUUUUUAAAAAUUAUGGAGAGAAUAAAACUUCUUCUUUUUUUUUAAAAGAAUAUAAGGAAGAAUAUAUGAAUGUACAAAACCAAAGUAAACAAAAUAAAAUCAAAGUAUCAUCCAUGAUAGGAACAACUGUUGAUGAAAUGAAGAAAAAAAAAAAAAAAAAAAAAAUUAUAUAUAUAUCAAUUAAUAAUUAUAGAAAUAAUAAAUUAUUAAAUUAUAUGAACGAAUUGAACUUAAUAAUAAAUGAAUAUAUAUAUUUAAAUAAAAAAUAUAAUUGUAAUAGCUCGUCUUUUUCUAUGAACCCUACUUUUUUCACAGAUAUAAAUUUUUAUCAACUUAUCAAAUUGUUAUAUAUAUUAUGUAAACAAAAAUAUAUGUAUUACUUUUGUACAAAAACAAGAAAAUAUAAAAGGAAGAUAAAUUGUAGAAUAAAAAAUUAUGAUGAAUUAUCUUGUCAUCAGAAAAAUCUACAUAAUAAUAGAACAAACAAAUAUAGAAUGAACACCAACAAAUUGAAAAAAUAUAUAUAUCAAAAUGUAUAUAAGUUAAAUAAUAAAAAGUGUAAAAAUGACGAACAUGAUUCAUUUGUAUAUAAACAAAAUUUUAAGGAAACAAAGAAAAAUAGGAAAACAAAUCCUCUUUUGAUAUAUAUGAAUGAAAAUUUUUGUAUAGAUCUUUUAAUUUAUUUACAAAAAAAUUAUAUAAUAAAAAAAUGUACGGAAAAAAAUAGAAAAAGAAUUUUAUUACUGUUAUUUAAAUUAUCUUAUAUAUUUAUUUGUUUGAAAUGGAAUGAAGCAUUUUGUUUAUUGUUAAAUAUAUUUAAAUAUGAAAAUGAUGAAAUCUUAUUUGCUUUAUUAAUAUUAUCCAAAUAUUCAUUAUCUCCAAAAAGUAAAAAAAUAGAAAAAUCUGAUGAAAAGAAAAAUCAGAUAGAUAAUAAUAAAGUAUGGACACAAAAUAUUACAAGAAAAAAUAAGAAAGGUUAUCGAAACAUUUCAUUGUCAUUUGCAGAUAAAUUAUUUAAUAAUAUAUAUGAUAAUUUUAUAAUAAUAUUAAGAAAACAUAAAAUGAAAUAUGAAAACAUAAUAUUAUCUUCCAUAUUACAUAUUAAAAAUGUUAGUAACAAUUUUUUAUUAAUAAUAAUGAUGAUCAUAUUUUUCUUUUUUUUUAAAAAAUCAUAUUUUAUAGAAAGUCUUUUUAAAGACAAUAGGACCAAAAAAAUAUUGAGAAAUUAUUAUUUAUUAGAAUAUUUCUUCUUUAAAAGUAAAAAAAUACAUUUCUUACAAAAAAAUCAAAUGUUUUCAUUAUCUUAUUUUAAAUCAUUUAAUACGAAUGGGUAUGAACUAUUUGUUUAUGAUAUGUUUUUAAAAUAUACUUUUCAAAUGUGUUAUGAAUUAAUAAAUUUUCAAGAUAUCAAUAAUUUUUUUGUAUUAAUAAAUAAUACUUUAUAUUUUCAUUUUGUAAAAUUAAUAUUAUAUUUAGAUACACAAAAUUAUUGUCUAAAUUUAUCUAAAUAUCAUCAUUUAUUUUUUAUUAUGUUAUCUUAUUUUUAUAUUGGAUAUUUUAUGUCUAUUAAUAAAUGGUUGCAAAAAAUUGACCAUAUAUUUAUUUCUAUUUUGUAUAAAUUUCAAAUGCUUAAGGAAGAAGAAGCUGAAGAUAUAUUCAACUCAUCAGAGGAUAUAAAAAAUCGCUUAAAAUAUAAAGGAAUGCUUAUUAUAAAAAAAGACGCUAAAAAUAAAGAGAACGAUAUUAACACUUUUAAUAAUGAUAUAAAGAAUUGUAAAGAACAUGAAUUUAUAAAAAGUCAAGAACCAAAUAUUUCUGAAAAGAAAAAGGAUAGUAGUAUUAUUAAAGAAAACAUAAUUAAAUCCAAUUCAGUUAUAAUAUUAGAUAAAUAUAAUGAACAAGAAAAAAUAAAAAACAAUAUAUUAAAUAAUAAUGACAUUUUAUCGUUUCCAUUAAUUCCAUUAUUUUACCCUCAUCACGAUCAACCCCUUUUUUUAAAAAAUGAACAAGAAGAAAAUAAAAUAUAUUAUAGUAUUAAUUAUUUGAUAAACUUUUUUUAUGAAUUGUUAAUAAAAUAUUUAUGUGAAUUAGAUUAUAAAAUAUAUAACAGUAAAAUAGACUUGUAUAUAUUACAAAAUGGCAAAAAUUCAAAUUUAUACAUAAAAAUUAAUAAUUUUGUUAAUUCGUUUUAUGGAACAUGUACCUUAAUGUAUGGUAUAUAUAAUGAAAAUUUUGAUGAUGGAAAUAAGAAUAAUAGUGUAUAUCAGAAUUAUAAUACAGAUAAAUAUUAUAAUAUCUAUAAUUUCAAGAAAUAUCAUAAUGACAAUAAUAAGAAGAAAAUAAAAAAAGAUCGUAGUGAUAUAUAUUAUAGAAAUGUAGCAUUUAAUACAAAAAUAAAAAUAUGGGAUGAAAAAAAUCCUAUUCAUUUAUUCAUACAAACGAUAGAUUUAUUUUUUAGUAUAUAUUAUACUUUAUUUACACUAGGCUUAAGUUUAUAUGAAAAAAAAAAAAUUUAUGUAAAUAGAAAAAAACAGUAUAAAAAGUAUUUAUUAAGUAUCAUUUGUGUUUUGUUCUAUAAUAUAACGAAUAAUGAAAUUAGUACAAAGGAUACGUUGAUAUUUUAUAAACAUAAUAUGGACAACAACAACAAUAAUAAUAAUAAUAAAGAUAAUAAUUGUUAUUUUCAUUUCAAGAGGAAUAUUAUAAAAAGAGAGCAAUAUUUAAAUGUUAUAUGUUGUGUGUUGUGUAUUAUUCAUUUUAUUAAUUAUUUUAAAUAUGUUAAGAAAAACAUUAUAAAAAAGUUCAUUUUCAUUAUCGAUUAUCUUCUUCUUAAUCAUAAUUCUUUUUAUUUUAAAGAAGAUUAUCAAAAAUGUACAAAUUCAGAAAAAAAAAAUGAAAAAAUACAUAUUCAUAAUAUUUAUAAAACAAUUAUAAAAAAUUUACCAAAACAUGUCAAGUCAAUUACCAAAGAUAAAGAAAAAGACACAAACUAA
Messenger RNA from Plasmodium gaboni, 7188 nucleotides. Its product is annotated as putative membrane protein. Gene Ontology annotation, molecular function: protein binding. Lineage: Eukaryota; Apicomplexa; Aconoidasida; Haemosporida; Plasmodiidae. The coding region runs from base 1 to 7188 and encodes 2395 amino acids. The transcript is spliced from 2 exons. The record is from RefSeq and is a predicted model, not a curated record.